AUUGAAUUAACCAAUUGUAGGCCUUAGACAGAGUCGCACAGUAACACUAGGGCGGGUCACAUAAACCCAGAUUUGAACUGCCCACUGAAAAUUCUUCUCAGAUUCACAACCGUAGAUUGGAUCAAGAUGAUGACCUGAAAAUAGCAGAUCAAACCGAAGACUUUCCCUGUCAGAAAGUCCAAUUUUUUUUAUCAAGAGAUACGAACAUAUUCAAAGGGUCUUUUCCGAUUGUCGAUUCAGAUCCGAUAGGGGCUUGGAACUGACGGCGGGAUGGCCUCCACCGUCCGAUCUUUCUGCAUCUUCAUCUUCUUCUUCUACACCGCGUUCCUCGUGUCUGUUGCUUUCGGCAAGUAUGAAGCUGAUGAGACUGUCACUCUGUGGGUGAACAAGGUUGGUCCGUAUAAUAAUCCCCAAGAGACCUACAAUUACUACAUUCUUCCAUUUUGCCACGCACCUGGCAACCCUGCUCACAAAUGGGGUGGGCUUGGUGAGGUUCUUGGAGGGAAUGAGCUCAUCGAUAGCCAGAUUGAAAUAAAAUUCAAGAGAGAUGUGGAGAAGACUACGGUCUGUGAAAUUGAACUUGAUGCAGCAAAAGCUAAGCAGUUUAAGGAUGCAAUUGAUAAUUCAUACUGGUUUGAAUUUUUUAUGGAUGACCUGCCGUUGUGGGGUUUUGUUGGUGAGGUUCUUCCUGAUAGAAACCGUGAUAAUAAGCAUGUGCUAUGGACACACAAGAAUCUUGUCAUCAAUUACAAUGGGAACCAGAUUAUUCAUGUCAAUCUCACUCAAGAUAACCCUAAGCCACUUGAAGAGGGACGAGUGCUGGAUAUGACAUACUCCGUCAAAUGGGUUCCAACGAACAUUACAUUUGCGCGCCGUUUCGAUGUUUAUUUGGAUUAUCCGUUUUUUGAGCACCAGAUCCACUGGUUUUCUGUCUUUAAUUCUUUCAUGAUGGUAAUUUUCCUUACUGGAUUGGUGUCAAUGAUAUUAAUGCGAACUCUGCGCAAUGACUAUGCCAAAUAUGCCCGGGAAGAUGAUGAUCUCGAGACUCUGGAACGGGAUGUAAGCGAAGAAUCUGGUUGGAAACUUGUCCACGGUGAUGUGUUCCGGUCUCCCCAUAAUUUGGCUCUGCUAUCAGCAGUUGUCGGCACUGGCGCUCAGCUGGCCACACUUGUUUUGCUCGUCAUUAUUUUAGCAAUUGUGGGAAUGCUUUACAUAGGGAGAGGAGCAAUUGUCACCACCUUCAUCGUAUGCUAUGCUUUAACCUCGUUUAUUGCUGGUUACAUCAGCGGUGGCAUGUAUUCCCGCAAUGGUGGUAAGAAAUGGAUUAAGUCAAUGAUCCUCACUGCCUCACUCUUCCCAUUCUUGUGCUUUGGAAUUGGCUUCAUCCUUAACACAGUUGCUAUAUUUUAUGGUUCACUGGCCGCCAUCCCUUUUGGUACUAUGGUGGUUAUUUUUGUCAUAUGGGCCUUUAUUUCAUUCCCCUUGGCUCUUCUUGGCACCGUUGUUGGAAGAAACUGGAGUGGCACCCCAAACAAUCCUUGCCGAGUGAAGACAAUCCCUCGUCCAAUUCCCGAGAAGAAAUGGUACCUCACGCCAUCCGUUAUCUCUCUCAUGGGGGGUCUGCUUCCUUUUGGAAGCAUCUUUAUCGAGAUGUAUUUUGUCUUCACCUCUUUUUGGAAUUACAAGGUUUACUAUGUGUACGGCUUCAUGCUUCUCGUCUUUGUGAUUCUGAUCAUUGUCACCGUUUGCGUGACAAUCGUGGGCACAUAUUUCUUGCUGAAUGCCGAGAACUACCACUGGCAGUGGACUUCGUUUUUCUCCGCUGCCUCAACUGCUCUAUAUGUAUACUCCUAUUCGGUAUAUUACUAUCAUGUCAAGACCAAGAUGUCGGGCUUCUUCCAGACCAGCUUCUAUUUUGGAUACACUUUGAUGUUUUGUCUUGGUCUUGGAAUACUAUGUGGUGCGGUUGGAUUUCUGGGCUCUAACUUAUUUGUCAGGAGAAUUUACAAGAACAUCAAGUGCGACUAGAUUUCUAUAAUACAUACGUGAAGUACUUUGGUUUGAUUGUUGGAUCAUAAGUUGAAUGUGACGAUGGGGAAACGAGGAAAGAGAGCCUGAGAAGACGAGUCGAAUCUUUUUGUAGCAGUGGAUUCAUUAAUGUUACAGCUUUUGGCUAUAGAGAUUUGGGAUUGUUAAUUAGAAAUAACUACAUUUUGCAUACUCCCAUUAACAUAAAAAUAUUUGUAGUUGUAAAUCUCGUGCCUUAUAGGGCAUUUGUCACCUGACUCGCUAUAUUAACUCGGACUCUGAUGAUUCUUGAUUUUUUCGUCCUGACUGAGUUCGAGCAUAAAAACUAAAACUUGACUGGAUUUAUUUCCUUUUCUGUUUAGUGGUUUGUUUUCAUUUUA
Molecule: messenger RNA, 2408 nt
Organism: Striga asiatica
Lineage: Eukaryota; Viridiplantae; Streptophyta; Magnoliopsida; Lamiales; Orobanchaceae
Source: the annotation of a GenBank genome assembly